UGAUGGUGACCGUGUACGCGUAUGGAUCGUCGACGUGGGUGACGAUCCCUGAGCAACCCGCGCUGCUACCGCCUCGAUCGUCUCGCUGAGAUCGCCGGCGAGCUGGUGUGCUCACAUCAUCGAGCUGAUCGUUAGACGAAAUCCUCUUGAAUGAAAACUCUCGCCUAUCCCAACGGGAUACUCUCUGGUCGUUAUAAUCACGGCGGCACCGGCAAAGAGGGUCGUCGCCACGAAGUAGAAGGUCACGCGUGAUCAUCUUCGAAUCACGCCGGAGAAAUCAGCCGAGGAACGAUACUCUCGGGCGAUGGCGAGUCUCGUUAAUUCAACAGUACAAUUUUUCAACGAUGCGUACGACUACUACCUCUGGACGCUGUCCCUCGCAGAUGAGAGAUCGAGGGGGUGGUUAUUGGUUGACUCGCCGAAACCAACGUUAAUAUACACGAUGUUGUACCUUCUCAUCGUCUGGGCGGGCCCUAAGAUCAUGAGGAAACGAAAAGCUUUCAAAUUAACAUGGGCAUUGGUGCCUUACAACCUUGCCAUGGCCAGUCUCAAUGCUUACAUUGCCGUUCAGUUGUUCGUAGCAUCCACAAGGUUACGAUAUAGUUACGUAUGUCAGCCGAUAAGGCACAUCACGCGUCCCGAAGAGCUUCAGAUCGCUCACGCGGUUUGGUGGUACUACUUUAGCAAGCUUCUGGAAUUUUGCGAUACGUUUUUCUUCAUUUUGCGGAAGAAGGACAAUCAGUUGAGCUUCCUCCACGUCUAUCAUCAUUCCACCAUGUUCUCAUUAUGGUGGAUCGGUAUUAAAUGGGUGCCGAGUGGAUCCACUUUCCUGCCAGCGAUGGUGAACAGCUUCAUCCACGUGCUGAUGUACUCGUACUACGGACUCGCCGCGUUAGGCCCUUCGGUGACCAAGUACCUCUGGUGGAAGAAGUACUUGACGAUCCUCCAGCUCAUCCAGUUCACGACCGCUCUGGUUCUGGGGGUCAACGGCAUCCGGUCGGGCUGCGACUUCCCCCUCUGGAUGCAGUACGCCCUCGUGAUCUACAUGCUCUCCUUCAUCGUCCUGUUCGGGAACUUCUACGCCAAAGCCUACAUCGCGAAGGGUAAGCAGGUGUACGCGGAGAAGCGACUCGAGAGGCUAAGAGCCGCCCGCGAGAAGGCUGCGUCGAGUAUGCAGCUCGACGAUGCGGUCAGCAACGGGAAGGUCGCGAACGGGCAUGCGAACGGACACGCGAACGGCUACACGAACGAGACGGCUAAGAAGAAGACCCAAUGAGACGAUUCUCCUCGGGGGCGUCUCCUUCCCGUCGGGAGACCCGAUCCACGGCACUCGCGACGCACGACGAAGGAGGAAUAGUCACGGAUAUUUAAUCGGCGUCGGGAUGUGCUGUCGUGGUCGCGUACAGGAGUAGUUUAGCAUGAAACAAAAAAAAAAAAUAAAACUAAAAAUAAAAACGAAAAAAAGAGGCAAGGGGGAAAAGAACAUAUGGAUUUCUCGCUUAAUAUAAUCCGCAACAUUGUCGGGUUUGUGCUUUCGCGAAGCGAAAAUUAGCACCGUGAUUUCAAAGUUAUCGGAUCAGCAAUUGUACAUUCGCGGCGGGAGGGGACGUCACGCUGAUUCUAGCAACUGUACAUAUUAACGGACAUACACUGGAGAAGUGGUCUAGAACCGAAUGAGUUUAGUAGCGAUUAGCGCGAUGGGCCUGCAAGAAUGAGAGUUCGCACAUGAAUAAAAAAAAAAAUAUAUAUGUAUUGGACUGAAGUGAAAGGAUUUACAUAUUGUGUGAGAGGAUCCAGAUAAAUAUCAAAAUAUUGUCAGAAAAAAUGAUCUUUCUUUUGGGAGAGGGGAAGGGGAGUCAGAAAAUAGACAAAUAAGUUUUUCCCUAAGUGUAAGAUUAUCCGGAGAAAUAAUCGUAACGGUAGGAGGGAAAUGUGCGUAUAUGUGUGUGUGUGUAUAGAUAAAAAUAGAUAAACGGAUCGUGUCAGGGAAACAAGAGAGAGGGAAGAAAAACGCGAGAGGGAUUUUCUAUGGGCGAAUGAACGAAAAUUUUGAAAAUGGAAGAUUGUCGUAGAAAAGUUGAAAAAUUGCAUCUCUUAGAAAGAAACAAGAACGCUCGAAUUUCAAUGCGACCCAUUAGUUUAGUUGUGAAAAUUUUGAUAAUGAAAUGUAUGCGAGUGUGUGCGUAUAAUACGAGGAUACUGACUCGAGAUCAAACCGUUUUUGCAACAGCAUGAAUCAAUAUACUUUAGAAGUCCCAAUUCGGGAAGCCUAUCACGCAGUUAUAUUCCUGAUUGAUCCGCACAGAAACGGGGAGAUACGCGAUACACGGAGGUUCGCCCGCUUUUACAUACGUUCAAAUAUAAUAUAUAUAUUUGAAUGUAUAAAAUAUAUCAAGUAUAAUCAGAUUUCUAUUCGUUUUCGAGUGUAACAGAUUUCAAUAAAUAAAAAAAAAGAAGUAUCGAUCGAUUAGACGAAGGUUUUUAUACCGACGCUUUUCUACAACGAAUAAUUCAGAUAUGUAAUGUACAUACAUACCAAAUGACCAUGCUUUCGUCGCAAUGAAGAUAUAUAUUAUGAUAGUAAUAAAAAAAAAUUUGUAUUACUGAAAAAAAAACCAGAAAAAUACGGCAGAGAAAGCAUUCAUCGCGAUUGUUCUAUUACACGUUAUAAAUCAUUUGGUGAAUCUGCUCUACAUCUUGCAGCGUACGUGUGCGUUUGUAUUACUUAUCUCGAAAAUUACAGCAGCUACCAAUUACUGAAUAAAUUACAAGACAGUUAUUUGCGACGAAAUGGAUCAUCAUGUUCAUUUGCGCGGGGAUCGUGUGUUUCCUCCUAAUAUAUUUCUCUUAGAUAAUUAGGUUAUUACAUGAUAUUGUUAAUGUGUUUAUAUAAAUAUCAUUAUUAUAUGUAACGGAUGAUGCAAUUGUUAUAAAAAAGGCAUUGCUGCGCAAUGCUUAAAACAAA
Messenger RNA from Wasmannia auropunctata (little fire ant), 2965 nucleotides. Its product is annotated as elongation of very long chain fatty acids protein 4-like. Gene Ontology annotation, biological process: fatty acid elongation, monounsaturated fatty acid; very long-chain fatty acid biosynthetic process; fatty acid elongation, saturated fatty acid. The transcript is spliced from 7 exons. Gene Ontology annotation, cellular component: endoplasmic reticulum membrane. Gene Ontology annotation, molecular function: fatty acid elongase activity. The record is from RefSeq and is a predicted model, not a curated record. NCBI's taxonomy places the organism in Eukaryota, Metazoa, Arthropoda, Insecta, Hymenoptera, Formicidae. The coding region runs from base 305 to 1276 and encodes 323 amino acids.